Microplitis mediator is the source of this 1174-nucleotide messenger RNA. RefSeq lists its product as uncharacterized. The coding region runs from base 102 to 1085 and encodes 327 amino acids. The transcript is spliced from 8 exons. Lineage: Eukaryota; Metazoa; Arthropoda; Insecta; Hymenoptera; Braconidae. The record is from RefSeq and is a predicted model, not a curated record.
UUUUUAUUUGUGGUUUAUGUCUGAUCGUAUAAAAAUAGUAAAGACGUCCAGGAAUUAUCACAGUCCGUAAAUAAGUGAGAAGUGAUUUAGAUUGUAUUUAAAUGAUGGCAUCUCUACUUCAAGCUUGUGCUUUAUUUUUAUUAAUAUCCAUAUGUCGAGCCAAUAAACCGACAAUAGAACCAUCGGAGCCAUUUGUUGUUAUAAAUGAAGGCGAUGAGUUGGUUAUUAACUGUCAUAGUACCGAAGGCAUAGAAUUUUACACUGAUCUAGAUCAUCCUAAAGAAGCUUCUAUGAAAGUUGACCAAUUAGGAUUAACGGAAAAUUCAUUUUCACGUGGUAUUAGAAAAUCAAAAGCAGUUAUUGGUGAUAGUGGAUGGUACGGUUGCGCAAAUACAGAUGUCGAAGUUGAUACAAGUCAACAUGAUCAACAAGAUGUGACAUGGAUUUAUGUGAAUGUCAAAUCUAAAAAACCUCUGAUGGAACCGAAAGGUUCUGCAAUCUCAUUGACUGAAGGUGCCCGAUUGUUAAUCAAAUGCAGCAGUAAUCAACAAAUGACCUUUUACACUAAUUUAGACCACCCUGAAAAAGCCUCUGAAAUUAUUGGAGAAGAAAAAGCAAUAGGUGACAAUGCAUUCACACAAAGUCUAGAAAAAAAAUCAGUCGUUCCAGAGGAUAGUGGAUGGUACGGGUGUGCAGCUAAUGACGUCAUAGUCGAUCCAGAGAGAUUCGAUCAACUAGAAGUCAAAUGGACUUACGUUAGCGUUAAACCUAAAAAACCCCCGAUGGAACCAUCAGGACCAAUUCUCAAUCUAAAGGAAGGCGAGGAAUUGAUUCUUGAAUGCCGAAGUUAUCAAGACAUGUCUUUUUACUCUGUCCUAGAUAAUCCUGACCAAGAGUCUCAAAGUACUCAAGAAAAUUCUGCAAUCUUUGAGGGUGCCCAUACUUCCGCUUUAAAAAAGAAGUCAGUAGUCCCGGGUGACAGUGGAUGGUAUGGUUGCGCAUACAGUGACGUAAAAGUUGAUACAAGUAAUCGCGAUCAGCCGGAGGUUAAUUGGAUUAAUGUUAUCGUUAAACCUAAAGCUUGAUCCAAUUACGCAAAUUUAAUGAUUCGAAUAUUCCUGUACUUUCAAUUUUUAUCAAUAAAUUUUAAUUGUUUGUUUUCAAUGCCAUAAAA